AUGAUCGGUGUCAACUACGGUCGAAUAGCCAACAAUCUCCCAUCACCAACAAACGUGGUCACCCUCCUUAAAUCACAAGGAAUCAACCGUAUCAAAAUCUACGACACAGACAAGACUGUCCUAACCUCCCUCGCAAACUCCGGAAUCAAAGUAGUCGUGUCUCUCCCCAACGAGCUUCUCUCUUCAACCGCUUCCGACCAAUCUUUCUCCAACAAAUGGGUCCGACACAACAUCAGAAAACACUUCCCAAAAACAAAGAUAGAAGCUAUCGCAGUCGGUAACGAGGUCUUCGUCGAUCCUCACAACACGACGUCGUAUCUCGUCCCCGCGAUGAAGAACAUUCACACCUCUCUGGUUAAGUAUAAGCUCCACAAGUCUAUCAAAAUCUCAUCUCCGUUCGCUCUCAGCGCGUUGGCUAACUCGUACCCGCCUUCUUCCGGUUCAUUUAAACAAGAAUUAAUCGAACCGGUUAUUAAACCGAUUCUUGAUUUGUUACGUCAAACGUCGUCGUAUCUAAUGGUAAACGCGUACCCGUUCUUCGCCUACUCAGCGAACGUUGAUAAAAUCUCAUUAGACUACGCUCUCUUCAGAGAUAACGUUGGCACUGUUGACUCCGUUAACGGUUUGAGAUAUAACAGUCUCUUUGACGCUCAACUUGACGCCGUUUAUUCCGCCAUGUCCGCCGUCGGAUUUAACGACGUUAAAGUGAUGGUGACGGAGACAGGCUGGCCUUCCGCCGGAGACGAGAACGAGAUCGGCGCGAGCGAAUCAAACGCGGCGGCGUAUAAUAACGGACUCGUGAAGAGAGUGUUUAACGGUAACGGAACGCCGUUAAGACCGAAUGAGCCGUUAAACGUGUUUUUAUUCUCUUUGUUUAACGAGAACCAAAAACCGGGGCCCACUUCCGAGAGAAACUACGGGCUGUUUUACCCAAACGAGGGGAAAGUGUACGACGUUCCGUUCGUCGCAGCGACGUCAACGCCGGUUAACGGUAACGGAGACCAGGUUUUGGGACAGACGUGGUGCGUGUCGAACGGAGACGCGGCGAGGGAGAAGCUCCAAGCGGCUCUUGAUUACGCCUGCGGAGAAGGAGGAGCUGACUGCCGUCCGAUUCAGCCGGGUGCCACGUGUUAUCAUCCUAAGUCGUUAGAGGCGCACGCUUCGUUCGCGUUCAACAGUUAUUACCAGAGAAACGCGCGUCGUGUUGGCACGUGUUACUUUGGUGGGACUGCUCACGUGGUCACGCAACAUCCUCGAUACGGGAAAUGCGAGUUUCCUACGGAAUAUUGAGGCGAAUUUAGUUAGGG
Molecule: messenger RNA, 1307 nt
Organism: Eruca vesicaria subsp. sativa (arugula)
Lineage: Eukaryota; Viridiplantae; Streptophyta; Magnoliopsida; Brassicales; Brassicaceae
Source: the annotation of a GenBank genome assembly